Colletotrichum godetiae is the source of this 1074-nucleotide messenger RNA. Its product is annotated as kinase-like domain-containing protein. Gene Ontology annotation, cellular component: nucleus; cytoplasm. Gene Ontology annotation, biological process: osmosensory signaling pathway; stress-activated MAPK cascade; cellular response to oxidative stress. Gene Ontology annotation, molecular function: ATP binding; MAP kinase activity. Lineage: Eukaryota; Fungi; Ascomycota; Sordariomycetes; Glomerellales; Glomerellaceae. Bases 1 to 1074 code for a protein of 357 amino acids. The record is from RefSeq and is a predicted model, not a curated record. The transcript is spliced from 6 exons.
AUGGCCGAAUUCGUUAGAGCACAAAUUUUCGGUACUACCUUUGAGAUCACCUCGAGGUACUCGGACUUGCAACCCGUUGGUAUGGGAGCCUUCGGUCUCGUUUGCUCCGCCCGUGACCAACUUACCAACCAGAAUGUCGCCGUCAAGAAGAUUAUGAAGCCCUUCAGCACUCCCGUUCUUGCCAAGCGAACAUACCGUGAGCUCAAGCUGCUCAAGCACUUGAGACAUGAGAACGUCAUCUCUCUCAGUGAUAUCUUCAUUUCUCCCCUUGAGGACAUCUACUUCGUCACAGAGCUUCUCGGCACCGACUUGCACAGAUUGCUCACCUCCAGACCCCUCGAGAAGCAGUUCAUCCAGUAUUUCCUUUACCAAAUCAUGCGAGGUCUGAAAUACGUCCACUCUGCUGGUGUGGUUCACCGUGAUUUGAAGCCUAGCAAUAUCCUCGUCAACGAGAACUGUGACCUGAAGAUUUGCGACUUCGGUCUCGCCCGCAUCCAGGACCCUCAGAUGACAGGUUACGUCUCGACGAGAUACUACCGUGCUCCUGAGAUCAUGCUCACGUGGCAAAAGUAUGACGUUGAGGUCGAUAUCUGGAGUGCGGGAUGCAUUUUCGCCGAGAUGCUGGAGGGCAAGCCUCUGUUCCCCGGCAAGGACCACGUCAACCAGUUCUCUAUCAUCACCGAGCUUCUGGGCACUCCUCCUGACGAUGUCAUCAACGGCAUUGCCAGUGAGAACACUCUUCGCUUCGUCAAGUCCCUGCCCAAGCGCGAAAGGCAACCCUUGAAGAACAAGUUCAAGAACGCCGACCCCUCCGCCAUUGAUCUCUUGGAGAGAAUGCUGGUCUUUGAUCCCAAGAAGCGGAUAACGGCGACUGAGGCGCUCUCGCACGACUACCUUGCUCCCUACCAUGACCCCUCUGACGAGCCCGUCUCCGAGGAGAAGUUUGACUGGAGUUUCAACGAUGCUGAUUUGCCCGUGGAUACAUGGAAGAUCAUGAUGUACUCCGAAAUACUCGACUACCACAACGUGGAUGCAUCCGCGCAACAGAUGGAAGAGCAGUUUAACGCACAAUAG